Linum tenue is the source of this 228-nucleotide messenger RNA. The record is from the annotation of a GenBank genome assembly. Lineage: Eukaryota; Viridiplantae; Streptophyta; Magnoliopsida; Malpighiales; Linaceae.
ACUCCAUAUGAACCGGGGUUUGAAACCAAACUUCUACUCAGGAGGAUAGAUGGGGCGAUUCAGGUGAGAUCCAACGUAGAUCCAACUUUCUAUUCACUCGUGGGAUCCGGGCGGUCCGGGAGGGACCACCAAGGCUCCUCUCUUCUCGAGAAUCCAUACAUCCCUUAUCAGUGUAUGGACUGCUACCUCUCGAGCACAGGUUUAGGUGAUCAGACUGUUAUACUUUAA